This is a messenger RNA of Diatraea saccharalis (sugarcane borer), 1877 nucleotides long. NCBI's taxonomy places the organism in Eukaryota, Metazoa, Arthropoda, Insecta, Lepidoptera, Crambidae. The record is from the annotation of a GenBank genome assembly.
UUAUCAAACGUGUGCUAAUUAAUAGGCUAUUUAUUGUAACAAACGAUUCUUUUGACUAAAAAGUUUUAAAUAUGCCCACAAUUUCAGUAAAACGUGACGUUUUAUUUGCCGCAUUGGGCAAGAAAUACAGUGAUGAAGAAUUUCAAGAUCUAUGUUUUGAAUUCGGCCUGGAAUUGGAUGAAGUUACAACAGAAAAGCAGAUGUUAAUGAAGGAGCAAGGAACACAUGCAGGCACUGGAGUUUCAGAAGAAAUUUUAUAUCGUAUAGAUAUCCCAGCUAAUCGGUAUGACUUGCUCUGCCUGGAAGGAUUAGUAAAUGGAAUUCUUGUAUUUCAAGGAAAGAAGGCCCCCCCACAAUACAAGUUAACUAAACAUGAAGAUUGUCACUCACUUCAUCUCACAUCUGCUACGUCACAAAUUAGGCCGUAUGCAGUAGCAGCAGUAUUAAAAGGGGUCACUUUCACUAAACAGUCUUAUGACAGUUUCAUAGACUUACAGGACAAAUUACAUCAGAACAUCUGCAGGAAACGAGCACUGGUUGCCAUUGGAACACAUGACCUGGAUAGUAUACAGGGUCCUUUUCAGUAUGAUGCACUCCCUCCAAAUGAGAUCAAAUUUAAGGCACUCAACCAGGAAAAGGAAAUGACUGCUCUCGAACUCAUGGAAUUAUAUUCGCACCAUGCUCAACUAAAACAAUAUCUGCCUAUAAUAAGGGACAGCCCUGUAUACCCGGUGAUAAAAGAUAAGAAUGGUGUAGUGCUCUCUAUGCCGCCCAUCAUCAACGGCGAUCAUUCCAAGAUCACAUUGAACACUAGGAAUGUUUUCAUCGAGGCAACAGCUACAGAUUUAACUAAGGCAAUAAUAGUUCUAGACACGAUAGUGUGCAUGUUCUCUCAGUACUGUGCAAAACCUUAUGAAGUGCAACAGUGCAAGGUGUUUGCCCCUGACGGCACGUAUGAGUUGUAUCCCAAGAUGGAAUACAGGGAGGAAUACAUAGACGUUAAUAAAGCUAACAGAUACAUCGGUAUAAGUGAGCCCGAGGAGAGGGUGGCAUCGUUAUUGUCCCGCAUGUGCCUUACAGCGGGGGCGGGGGAGGGGGGCGGCCUGCGCGUGCGCGUGCCUCCCACGCGGCAUGACGUCAUACACGCAUGCGACCUCUACGAGGAUAUCGCCAUCGCAUACGGGUAUAAUAAUAUAGAGAGGAGGACGCCGGCGGUGACGACGAGUAGUGCGCAAGAGCCACUCAACAAACUGACGGAGCAGUUGCGGCGCGAGUGCGCAUGCGCCGCCUACACGGAGGCGCUCACAUUCACUCUGUGUUCUCGCGAUGAUGUAUCUACGAAAUUGGGAUUGAAAAUCGAAGACGUGCCAGCGGCUCACAUCUCUAAUCCUAAGACGUUAGAGUUCCAAGUUGUCCGCACUACGCUGGUGAGCGGACUUCUGAAAACUAUCGCUGCGAAUAAGAAAAUGCCUCUACCAUUGAAACUGUUUGAACUUAGCGACGUCGUUAUAAUGGAUCCAAUCGCCGAGAGCGGUGCUCGUAACGAGCGUCGGCUAUGCGCCGUCUAUUGCGGCAAAACUGCCGGCUUCCAAUUUGUACACGGCCUUUUGGACCGCGUGAUGGCGUUAUUGAGACAACCCUGGGCUGCGGACGGAUAUACACUAAAGCAGUCUGAUGAUCCCGCGUAUUUCCCUGGACGUUGUGCUGAAAUAUUGCUGAGAGGACGAGUGAUCGGCAAACUGGGCGUGUUGCAUCCGCAGGUGCUCGCCGCGUUCGACCUAGCCAAUCCCUGCUCUGCCCUAGAAUUCAAUAUUGAACCGUUCCUAUAAGAAUACUAUGUUAUAUGAAUUAUAACUAUUUAAUAAAAUAUUGCGUUU